Messenger RNA from Adineta steineri, 1191 nucleotides. The record is from the annotation of a GenBank genome assembly. Lineage: Eukaryota; Metazoa; Rotifera; Eurotatoria; Adinetida; Adinetidae.
AUGAAUAAUAUUAUAAAAAUCGGACUCAUUUUCAACUUUUUCAUUAAUGAAGCUGUGAAUGCUCGUGUGACAACAAAAUACACAAAUGGUUUAUAUUCAUAUAGUUCAACAUUUGUUCGACCUAAUGGUUAUACAAAAAAUUACUAUUUUCAUGCGAUCAAAGUAAAAGUUUUUACAACUGGCUUAUAUAGUUUUACAAGCAACAGUACUUUCGAUACUUAUGGAUCUAUUCAUCAUUAUCCUGUUGAACUAACUAAUCUUUCUAAAAGUAUGAUUGCAUAUAAUGAUGAUAGUGGUGGUGGUGGUCUACAAUUUCAAAUUAAUCUUACUUUACAAUCCGACAAGGCUUAUGUUUUACUUGUUACCACUUAUUCUUCGAAUGUUACAGGAUUGUUUACAAUCAUAGUUGAAGGUCCAACUAAUGUUGAACUCAUUCAGAAUGAUUAUUUCGUUUUAGAAUCAACGACAACAACCACAAUUUCACCUAUGAUAACAUCUACCUAUUUGGGCAUUUUAUCAUCUUACAGUUUGAAAUUCUCUCGACCAUCAUAUAGUCCAUAUAAUUAUUAUUAUCAAGCUAGUAAAAUAACAACUACUAUGAGUGGUACAUAUAGUUUCGUGAGUAAUAGUUCAAUCGAUACGUAUGGUUACUUUUAUGAUGGUUCAUUUAAUCCAUCUAAUCCUAAUUUGAAUUUAAUUGCAUCUAAUGACGAUGGUGGUGAUAAUAAUCAAUUUCGUAUUAAUGUUACUUUACAAUUUCAAUGCAAAUAUAUUUUGGUUGUUACUACAUAUAAUUCCAAUAUUACAGGAAGUUUCUCAAUCGAAGCAGUUGGUCCAUCACGAGUUUAUUUUUAUUCAAUUACAUCAACAACAGAUCAAUAUCAAUUAUGUAAUAGUUAUACACCACUAUAUCCAAAUAAAUCAUCUGUGAAGAAAAUCAUUGUUAUUGUUAUUCCAAUUUUGAUUGUAUUAAUUAUAAUUAUUAUUGGUUGUUGUAUAUCUCGAUGUAAUCGUAAAAGAAUGUCUAGACAUCAUCAAAAUGCUCAAACAGGGAUAUUAUCUAUAACAAAUACUCAAAGAAUUGAAAUUGCUGUACCUUACACAAUUUCAUUGACGAGAACGUCUGAUCGUUUUGAAGAACAACCACCAUCCUAUGAAUCAGUUAUAUCAUCGAUGAGAAUACAACGCUAA